Podospora anserina S mat+ is the source of this 1923-nucleotide messenger RNA. RefSeq lists its product as uncharacterized. The record is from RefSeq and is a predicted model, not a curated record. The transcript has a single exon. Lineage: Eukaryota; Fungi; Ascomycota; Sordariomycetes; Sordariales; Podosporaceae. Gene Ontology annotation, molecular function: protein binding. Bases 1 to 1923 code for a protein of 640 amino acids.
AUGGCAAAACCACAGGACGAGCUCCUGCGGCGGCCACUUUACCUCUACGAUCUCCCACAAGACGUUGUUACCACUCUGUCCCUCAAGACCGAUGCCGAUGCGAGCGAUGGACUGGCAGUUCAAGACGAUACCACAACAGCGACCCAAACUCCAAGCCCCGCGACGGCCGACAAUGUGAUCGGAUCGCAAGCUUGUUCCCUUUGCAGUCUGUCGUUUGUCACAGUACAAGAGCAGAGGGAGCAUCUCAAGACCGAUCUACACCACUACAACCUCAAGCAAAAGCUCCAUGGCCUCAGCCCAGUCUCCGAGGCCGAGUUCGAAAAGCUUGUCGAUGAGCUCGACGAGAGCAUUUCAGGUUCCGAAAGCGAAGAUAGCGAAGACGAAGAGGAGGAUACCGGGCGCAAGGAGACCACUCUUACCGCUCUGUUGAAGAAACAGGCCAAUCUGGCGGACAAGCGCAAACCGAAUGACGAAGGUGACGAUGUGGAUACAAAACAGAAGAAAGGCACGGGCAAGGCACCAUUACUUUGGUUCGAGUCCCCCAAGCUGCCAGAAAAGACAUACUAUGGAAUCUACAGAGCCCUGUUCACCGCCGAGGAGCUGGAAAAUGAGGAUGUCAUCGUGGAGGCGAUCAAGAAGAGACAGCUUGCGCCCAUCUCCAUGCCCAAGCCUCCAAAAGAUGCGCAGUCUGUGCCGGCGAGCUACAAUGGGCAGCACAUAUUUAUGUGUAUGAUCGGAGGUGGCCAUUUCGCUGCUAUGGUUGUUUCACUGGCACCGAAGAAGAGCAAACACGGCACUACAGGCCCCUUGAACAGAGAAGCUGUUGUCCUGGCGCACAAGACGUUCCAUCGUUAUACCACUCGUCGCAAGCAGGGUGGCUCUCAGUCGGCGAACGAUAACGCAAAGGGAACGGCCCACUCCGCUGGUUCGUCCCUUCGUCGUUACAACGAGCAGGCCUUGGUUGAGGAUGUUCGAAAUCUCCUGAAAGACUGGAAGAACCUCAUUGACACCUCGGACCUCCUGUUCAUCCGCGCAACUGGCAUGACGAACCGGAGAACCCUUUUCGGUCCAUAUGAAGGCCAAGUCCUUCGCGCCAACGACCCUCGCAUCCGAGGCUUCCCCUUCAACACGAGAAGAGCAACCCAGAACGAACUCAUGCGGUCGUUUAUCGAGCUCACCAGACUAAAAGUCAAGGAGAUUCAGCCAGAACCAGAAGCACCGACUGCUGAGCCAUCCAAGAUUACAAAGCCAAAAGAGUCAAAGCCAGCGGCGCCGAAACUAUCAGAAGAGGAAGAGGCGGCCAUCUUCCACACCACCCAGCUACAGUCCAUCAUCCGCCGGUCAAAACUCCCUGCCUUGUUGUCGUAUUUGACCAACAACAAACUCGGCGCCAACUUUGUCUUCCAACCAAAAGACACCCAACAAAACCAUCACACUCCCACCCCUCUACACUUUGCCGCCUCGCAAAACUCGGCAGCCGUAAUAGUAGGUCUCAUUACCCGCGCCGGCGCUGAUCCAACGAUUCUCAACUCGGAAGGGAAAACUCCCUUCGAUCUUGCCGGUGAUCGCGCCACGCGGGAUGCGUUUAGGGUAGCGAGGUCAGAGGCAGGCGAGAAAAAGUGGGAUUGGGAGGCUGCGCAUGUUCCUGCUGCUCUGAAAAGGGAAGACGCAGAUAAGCGAGCGGAGAGGGAGAAGAAGGAGGAGGAGCAGAGGAGGAAGGCUGAGGAGGAGAGGCUGAAGAAGGAAGGGCCGGUGGUGAAGGAGGGUAAACCAAGGAAGGGGGGCGUGUUGGGAGGGGCUCCGCUGAAUCAGAGGGAGGAGGAGACGAGGGGGUUGACGGCUGAGCAGAGGAUGAAGCUGGAUAGGGAGAGGAGGGCGAGGGCGGCGGAGGAGAGGAUUAGGAGGUUGCAGGGGGGUGCGUGA